Molecule: messenger RNA, 1113 nt
Organism: Cryphonectria parasitica EP155
Lineage: Eukaryota; Fungi; Ascomycota; Sordariomycetes; Diaporthales; Cryphonectriaceae
Product: Clavaminate synthase-like protein
Exons: 3
Coding region: 1-1113 (370 amino acids)
Molecular function (GO): dioxygenase activity
Source: RefSeq, a predicted model, not a curated record
AUGCCUAUCGCACUAGACCCAGUUGAAGUAUUGCCCUUGCCUAAGUGGCAGCGGCCUCAGAAGACGAAACACGAUUUACCAUGGGCCGAGAUCAAAGUCCUCGACCUGUCGACCUUUGAUUCGCCUGGUGGUAAACAGAGACUUGCCGAAGAGUUGCGAGAUGCUGUCCACAACACAGGCUUCUUCAGCGUGAUUGGAACAGGUCUCCCCGAUGAGGAAAUCCAGCGGCAGUACGAUAUCGGUCAGGCCUUCUUCGCGCUCCCACACGCGGAAAAGAGCCAGCCCCAAUACAAAUGUGACUUUGCAAAUGGCAACUAUUUCGGGUAUCGAGAGCUGGGCGAGAGGACUAUCAAGGGGACGGAAGUGAGAGACAACGUCGAGUCCUUCAACCACGCCAAGUUCACCAAAUACUAUGAACAUGAACCGCGUCAUCCGUUCUUUGAGCCUUACAAGCCAGAGAUUGAGGCCUUCUCUCGGAAAGCCCUAGCCGUAGCCCAAAAGAUCUUCCAGCUGUUCGCCCUCAUCCUCGAGCUUCCGGAGGACUUCUUCGCCUCCCGCCACAACUACGACGACCCCUCGGACGACCACCUCCGCUACAUGUGCUACCACCCCCGUGCCCGCGCCGACGACGCCCGCGUAGACAACACGUGGGCCCGCGCCCACACCGACUUCGGCUCGCUGACGCUGCUCUGGAGCCAGGACGUGGCGGGCCUGCAGAUCCGGACGGCCACAGGCGAGUGGCGAUACGUGCCGCCCGUUGACGGCGGGAUCGUGUGUAACGUCGGGGACACGCUGGAUUUCUGGUCGGCGUCGUAUCUGCGGUCGACGACGCACCGCGUGGUGCGCCCGCCGGAGGACCAGGCUGAGGGCGACAGGCUGGGGUUGUUUUACUUUGUGCGGCCGGGGGAUGAGGUGGAUAUCAAGCCGGCGCCGUCGCCGCUGCUGAAGAGGCUGGGGCUGGUGGGGGAGGCGCAGGAGGACGCUGCGCCGGUGAAGGGGUUGGAGUAUGUGCGGGCGAGGGUGAAGGACUAUCAUAAUAGCACCGACUAUGAGGAUCGUAGGGGCAAGACGUUUAAGGUUGGGAAUCUAGAGAUUGUGGAUGAGGCUACGUGA